This is a messenger RNA of Racocetra persica, 534 nucleotides long. Lineage: Eukaryota; Fungi; Glomeromycota; Glomeromycetes; Diversisporales; Gigasporaceae. The record is from the annotation of a GenBank genome assembly.
AAAUUUGGAAAGAAGAAUGAAAAGGAAAACCAAGAUAUCACUUCUACUAAGAGGAAAGCUAUUGAGAAAAUUUCUUUACCGGAAAUCGUUCUAAAUACCAUACCAAAUCUGGUCUACCUUAAUUUACGUGACAAAUCAAACUCAACUAUUGAAUCUACUGAACAGCGUUUUCCUGAUGAGAUCACGAAUUGGUUGGAGUUUGAACAAGAAGUUCGAACAUGGCAACCGGAAGCAGAUAAAAAAUACCCAAAACCCACAUGCGAGAAAGAUAUAUGGUCAGCCACAGAUAUGAAUAUCUUCGAUGCAUUAACACCACUAGAUCAAUCUAUUUCUUUUUUGGAUGGCCGUGCUUUGAAAAAUAUUAUUGGCGAACCGGAUUUUAUCAUAGUUGAUGAUCAUAUUAAACUUCUUAUGCCCUGGGAAUCUAAAACUAAGUGGGUUUUGAAUGUGCUUCCGGACCAAAACAUUGUUACGCUCUAUAAUGAGGAAAAGGAAUUUCGAGAGGGAACAUAUGCUUAUUCUAAUGAUACUUCG